CUUUGUAAAACUGUGAAAGUUAUAAAUGCGUUAUGGUUUAUUGCGAAAAUAACGUUUCCCAUCGUUCAUUAUUCAGGAAAAUAUGAAAAACAUCUCAACAUAAUGGUUAGAUAUUGUUGUAAUGAUGGUGUUUGUAAGUUAAAAAGACAUUGGAAUUGUAUAUUUAAUUUUUCUUCAAUAAAAUUACCCCACCCAUUUUGAAAUGGUGGUUGAUAAUAAUACACGUUAUUGUGACACGCGUUACGUUUUUGUACAAAGAUUGGAAGGAUUUAACUGCCGUGUAUUGAAAUUGUGUGAUUUGUGAUAUAACUGAAGGAUAAUGGAUAUAAAUGAAUGAAUGCAUUCUCAGAAAGUGACGUGCUUUACAUACAAGUAAGCACUGGCACUUCAGAGAAUUGUUCAAAAACUCCAUUGGAUUUUAAAUGAAAUGCAGUGGUCUACGCCAGAUGUUUGCGGACGGGCAUAUUCCCUUUAGAGGCAGAUAUCACAUUCUGGGCGACAGUGGAUAUGCAUGUUCAGAAUGGCUGCUUACACCAUAUCUGAAUCCACAGCCAGGUAGUCAGAGUGCCUACAACAGAUCAUUGAAGAUUACACGGGCAAAAGUAGAAAGAGGAAUCGGACAACUGAAAAGAAGGUGGGGUGUGUUACAUGGUGAAGUUAGAAUGAAACCAGAAAGAGUCUGCAGGAUUAUCAUCUCCUGUGCAGUGUUGCAUAACAUCUGCAAAGACCUGAACAUUCCGAUACCUGAUGAUUAUCCAGUAAUACAGGAAGAUGAUCAGAACGAUGAUAACAACAAUAUGAAUGCAGGAGUUGCACAAAAUGGACUGCGAUACCGGGAUCAAAUUGCUAAUACAUACUUUUAGAUAUUAUUUGAAGUUUCAUGUGAGGCUUAGAAAACUAGACACACAAGCCUUGGCCACUAUUAAAUAAAAAUAUUACAGGUUAUUGGUAACAAAUAUACAGCAGCAAAUAAUAACAUAAUGGUAACAUGUUUAACAGUUUAUUUUUUGAUGCUGUAUUAAAGGGGCAUAUCUUCAGUAUUUUUCUUUAUAGUUAAAUUUAAAGUUCCUUUUUUUAUGAUUAUAAAUCGUGAGGAACAAUACUUGCUUGGUGAAAUUGUUAAGAAAAAAUAUAGCUAAAGCCUAAAAUAUUGUUCCCAACAUGGACCCAAUGGUCUAAACUUAGAACUCACAAGCUUGGAUGAGUUUUUUCUACACCGAAGUAAUGUUAAAUGUCUAUAAUUGUCACUGAGCAUUCGCAUUUUGUAAUACGUAUGUACAUUUUAUCAUAACUUAAAUAUUCAACUAUUACGAUUUUCCAGCAAGUGCGAAAAGUGUCCGGGGAAAACCGGUUAUAAUUAUUAAAAUACAUAUAGAGAAUAUUUAUCAUUACCGAAUCAGUGUUAUAAGAAAUAAGUUCUUUUAUGUAACAAUUUAUUUCUGAUUAUGAAAUGCUGUUGUGGCCAUUGAUAUGCCCCUUUAAAUAUCAAAAAGUUCAUAUCAAAGUUAAUAAAUGUGCCACAAAUUCAACUUCAUUCCUCAUGCUUUAGCUGCUUCUGUAGAAGUUUUAUUUGUAGGAUUAAUUUUUCUUCUUUGAGUUUUUGAACUCGAGUGUGGCAACCGCAACUGCAGCAGACAGUUUCGAUUGUAGCAUUACUGUAAUAAAAAUCAUAACAAGUGACUGAGGGAUUUCAUAACAUUUUAACCAGGAUAACAAUUUCACAAUGUUUUAACAUAUUGGGGACAAAACUAAAAUAUCUAUGGCAAAGCUAUAGUGUCUGAGUGCAUGAUUAAUGUUUUGGAAUAGUUUGUUAUUCAUAAUGUGUACAAGAUACAUGUAAGUACCUUGUGUCAUCAUUCGCAAAGGUUGCCUAUGCACUACCAGUAACUGGCGAAGGACGAUUAAAACUGUUUAGCGCUGCAGUCGUCAGAUGGACUGCAGAAGCUGUUUGUGUUCCUUGUGACGCCCCAGGACUGUGAUUGAACAAUUAAAAAAAAUAAUAUUAUAAUUAACUGCUUUGUCAACAUAUUGCAUAUAAGCUUAUGAUGUUGAAAAUAACUUUGAUGUUGAAAAUAACUUUGUCAAUUUUACCAAACCGGAGAAGUUAAAUUUUGCGCUUUCCAACACUGAUUUAUUCAAUAUUACUGCCAAAACCUGCUAUUUAAUUUUGAAAUCUAGGAAUAAUUUGUUGUACAGAUAAUUAUGUGUUUAUAGCUCUAUAAGGAUAUGUCAUGGCUGCAUAAUAAAAAUUAUCAUUUAGUUAGCAUUUACAAUAUAGAUAUCUAGUACACUGUAUUAUAAAGUUCCGGGUUAAUACUUCUACAAUUGCAUUCAUAAAAUAUUUAUUAUUUCUUACAUGAUAAUAUAUCAUUUGCAGCAAUGAAGUUUCCUAUAUCUUUAGGUCAAAAUCUAUCGCUAAACUUGUUAUAAAGGGAGAUUAAUCUACAGUGCUUGUGGAGUUAUCCCCUUUGCAAAAAAGAAGUAGCUAAUAUUGUCAGGGUGAUAUCUAAGUAUUUUUUACUUGAGUCUUUUGGUCAAUAUUUAUAAUUCAGGUUAUUGAUUAGACAUAAUGAAUAUUAACUGCACUGCAGUCUGCUUCUUGUCUUAAAAGAAAUACAUUUCUGCUUCUUGUCUUAAAAGAAAUAUAUUUUAUCACUGUCAAUUAUGUCAAGUUUCUUACAGUACCUGAACAUAUAAUUUAACUUUAAUACAGAAGGUCAUUGCCAACCAGUCCACUUAGGAUCUAAUUCUAGCUGGUUUUUGCUCUUUUAAAAUAUUUUUCAAUACGCGCAUUAGUGCCUUGAUCUACAAUAUUCAGUCUUUUGUGAAUGUGUAUUAUUUUAUUGCAGUUGUUUAAUCAAAGGUUGGCAUUGGCAAUCUGGUUUUUAUGAUGUGUCAUAUAAAUCAACACUUAUGAUAAGAAAAAUUAUUGUUAAUUUGUUACAUAUUUAAAAAAAUGUCUAUUGGUAUAACAAAUCUGUAAAG
This is a messenger RNA of Dreissena polymorpha, 2985 nucleotides long. RefSeq lists its product as uncharacterized. The record is from RefSeq and is a predicted model, not a curated record. The coding region runs from base 423 to 863 and encodes 146 amino acids. Lineage: Eukaryota; Metazoa; Mollusca; Bivalvia; Myida; Dreissenidae. The transcript is spliced from 4 exons.